Molecule: messenger RNA, 2831 nt
Organism: Aplysia californica (California sea hare)
Lineage: Eukaryota; Metazoa; Mollusca; Gastropoda; Aplysiida; Aplysiidae
Product: serine/threonine-protein kinase mos
Exons: 7
Coding region: 640-2091 (483 amino acids)
Biological process (GO): protein phosphorylation
Molecular function (GO): protein kinase activity; ATP binding
Source: RefSeq, a predicted model, not a curated record
CUAUAAUGCGCACCGGCACAGUGAAGUUUUUGUUGGGAGCAAAGAUCGGCAGCCAUGACUGUGCCCGAUGAAGGAUAUAAUAUUAUCUUAGAUCUAAUAAUUCGAGUCUAUAACGGUUUUGCCUUUCGCAAAAUGCCUGCACGACUCAGUGUCUGUGCUUGACAUACUUUUACUAAGAAAGAGAAGACACUCACGAGUUUCAGUGACGUCACGAUAGAGCACUUGACGCCUGACACGGCGAACACAGUUUGUCCAUUGCUGCUGUCAGUGUGCCUUCGGUGCGUGUGUGUGUCGUGUGUUAAAAAUAGGGGAUAUUUUGGUUGCUGAAUUACGCCGUCUUUCUCAAUUCUACGUACAUCAAAUUUGUGACAAUAGGAACAAUUCAAAACGGAAUAUUUAACAUUGAAAUCUUACAAAAAGGAGACACUAUUUCAACGGUACGAUAACCGGGAACAGUUUAUAAAACACAACCCAAGGGGAAAAAAAGAAAUGCAGAAAUGUGAUGACAGAUUGGUCAAGUGGUACGUGUUUGAGCGACAGUGACUUAUUUUAUGUCCUGAUUCAAGCUUCACGUGACUAGUCUCACUGGCGACAUUUUGUAUUGCAAAGAAGGCUCUCUUUGAGUGAUAGUUCAACACCAUGAGCUUGCUGCGACGCCUUAGCGAAGACCCCGGCCUCUUGAGGCAGGUUUUGACUCGGAACUACGUCAGAAUAUCUGCAGACGAUGAGACUUUGGGCAAAGGCGAGUUCUUUCCGGAAACGGAAGAAGAAGCUUUGCGCUCUCCUCUGUCUACCUCCUGUGUGGUAACCCCGGUUCUUGAUAAUGACAGCGACUCGUGCUCGAGGAUUUUCCACAACUGCAACAAUAAUUCGGAUUUGUCCGAGGAAGAAAGCAACGACAACAGUGCCAUUCCCCCCACUGAAAACUCUGCAAACACCUCGCUCGGAGGAUCUCCGAAUAAUCCAGACAACCGAUUUAGUAAUCGAAACUCAGAGACACAAACACAAACCUGUGUCUCUCAACCUUCAACUUCAGUGGUCAAUAUCCAACCCUCAACUCCUGUCCAACCCUGUGACUACCUUUCCCCUCUCCCCGUUGCAGAUAACAGGUACAUUUCACCCCUCUUUCAUUCUCAUGGAUUUUCUCCGGCUUCGUGGAACAAUGAUUGCCUUACGACCAGAAAUCGUUCUGGGCUCAAAAGCAACCUAUUCGCCCAGGGCCAGCGCUCGCCACGAGACAGACUUGCUUCGAGGGGUUCCCCUCGUCUUGUGCGGAAGACCGAUCUCAUUUUUGGUGAUUUGAUAGGGAAAGGCACGUUUGGCUCAGUCCAUGAAGGCACACUGUCCGGUCGACCUGUGGCUAUCAAGAUCGUGUACAAACGCCGGGGUUCCGGAGUCCACAGAGAGAUUGUCCAGGCAGAGAGACUCGCGCACACACUGUGUCUCCGGCACAAAAAUAUCGUCAGUGUUCUUGCGGUCAACGUCAGUGAUGGACCGCGGGGUGAUGCGCUCAUUAUCAUGGAGCUGGUCCAGCCCUGCACCUUACAGGCUCUGCUGGAUGACGUCACAAAGGUCAUUUCAACACAAGAGAGGCUACAGUUUGCUCUGGAGAUCUCCCAGGCUCUGCACUACCUGCACAGCAACCACGUUGCUCACCUGGACGUGAAGCCGAAAAACGUACUGAUGACGUCAUCGGGGACCUGCAAACUGGCGGACUUUGGAAAUUUGACGAGGACUCGACCCGAUGACCCCAGGGAAGAAUUCGAGUUCACACAACUGUUGGGAACGUUACCUUACCGUGCCCCAGAGCUGAUGAAAGGGGCACCUCCCAGUGCCAAGGCGGAUGUGUUUUCACUGGCCAUUACCCUGUGGCAAAUGGUGACACGGAGAACCCCCUAUGAAGGAUUUGGGCCACACCAGCUCAUCUACCUUGUGGUUAAACAGGGCAAGAGACCAGAGCCCCAUGACACAGGAAACGACCCCUGCCAGGUCAUGUACCGUGACCUUUACGUCGCAUGCUGGAACCCAGAACCAAAGAGCAGGCCGCCAGCCCAAGAUAUCGUCACAUCCAUCAGCACAAUGAUGACGUAGGAAGCUACACCAAAGAGAACUCUCCAACAAACUUCUACACAAAAAAGAGAAGAAAAUCCCCCCAAACAAACAAACCAAUGUCUCAUUUUUUUACAUGAACAGUAUUUAUUUCAAAUUUGCACAAUAAUGUAUUAAUAUUAUGCUUACUUCUUUAUCAACGUUAAACCUUUUUGAUAUUGAAAUUGAUAAUAGUUGUCCUAUAAAUUUGAGUGUAGGGUCUAUCAGUUUUCAAAACACCGUUACUGAUGGUAUGUUCCUAGGAAGAGACACUCUUAAACACUAUAAAUGGUAAACAGACAUCAGUUUGAGGUGUUUGAAGCCUGGUUUGGUCUGUGCUAAAAGUAUUAAUAGUAAGGCCCAGUUUUUCUUACUGAAACCACAUAGCUAUGUGCUGAUAAAUCAUGACACAAUAAAUGUUAAUGUUUCGAAAAGUACAAUGAAAAACAGCCUAAGGUAACACUUCAGUGAAAGUUUAAGAGCCUGUGAAGAGUUUGGCGAAGAGAGAUCCUGUCUGUAAGCCUACCAGUGUGUCAAAUUACUAGCUUGCCUCUUCAAUUUCAAGUAGGCUAGCCUUCAUCCUUGAACCAUUCGUGGCUCAUAGCAUCUACAAAAGUACUUGUGUAUGUGUAAUAUAGUCGUAAGUACUUGUGUGCUGAUGAUAUAAAGAACUAGAACUGCUAUGGUUUAUCUGUUUGGCUCAACUUUCAGAGCCUUUUGAAAAUAAAAUAUUGAUAUUAAUA